AUGUCAGCUCUCUUGAAACAAAGGGUCAGAUACGCCCCAUACCUCAAAAAGUUGAGAACAGCCGAUGAGUGUGUGGAAUUCUUCAAACACGGUCAGUAUUUAGGCUGGUCCGGAUUCACCGGAGUUGGUGCGCCCAAGGCCAUUCCAAGUGCCUUGGUUAACCAUGUCGAGAAAAACGACUUGCAAGGAAAACUUGCUUUCAACUUGUUUGUUGGUGCAUCGGCAGGCCCUGAGGAAAGCAGAUGGGCCGAGCAUGACAUGAUUUUGCGCCGUUCACCUCAUCAAGUUGGAAAACCAAUUGCUAAAGCAAUCAAUGAGGGCAGAACUCAAUUUUUCGACAAGCAUUUGUCAAUGUUCCCUCAGGACUUGACUUACGGAUUCUACACAAGAGAAAAAGAGAAUGACUUGUUGGAUUUCACUAUCAUUGAGGCCACUGCUAUCAAGGAAGACGGUUCUAUCGUUCCUGGUCCUGCAGUUGGUGGCUCUCCUGAAAUGCUUAGUGUUUCCGACAAGAUUAUCAUCGAGGUGAAUACUAAGACUCCAUCAUUCGAGGGUUUACACGACAUUGACAUGCCAGUGCAACCACCCUUCAGACAACCAUACCCACACACGAGUGUUGACUACAAAGUUGGUCUUGACUCCAUUCCUAUCGAUCCUUCAAAGGUUGUUGCAAUUGUCGAAUCUACCACGGGCGACAUUGUUCCUCCUAACACUCCAGCAGAUGAAGGAUCCAAAGCCAUUGCCAAUAACUUGAUUGAAUUUUUCGAGCACGAGGUCAAAUACGGACGCAUGCCUUCGAACUUGCAUCCAUUGCAAUCCGGUAUUGGUAACAUUGCAAAUGCAGUCGUGGAAGGUCUUGCUGGCUCUAAAUUCAAGAACCUUUCUGUGUGGACUGAGGUUCUUCAAGAUUCCUUCUUGGACUUCUUCGCCUCCGGUUCAUUGGAUUACGCUACUGCUACUUCGAUCAGAUUGACAGAGGCAGGUUUCGACAGAUUUUAUGAAAACUGGGACGAAUUCUCAAAGAAAUUGUGCUUAAGAUCCCAGGUCGUUUCCAACUCUCCUGAAAUCAUCAGAAGAUUGGGUACAAUUGCCAUGAACACUCCAGUGGAAGUUGACAUAUAUGCACACGCAAACUCAACCAAUGUCAUGGGUUCAAGAAUGUUGAAUGGAUUGGGUGGAUCUGCAGACUUCUUGAGAAACGCUAAAUUGUCAGUCAUGCAUACGCCAUCGGCAAGACCUUCAAAAACUGACAAAACCGGUGUUUCGUGUAUUGUUCCAUUUGCUACUCACGUUGACCAAACUGAGCAUGACUUGGACAUUGUUGUCACCGAACAGGGUUUGGCUGACUUGCGUGGAUUAUCUCCAAAGGAGAGAGCUUUGGAAAUCAUCAACAAGUGUGCUCAUCCUGACUUCAGAGCUCAAUUGACAGAAUAUUAUGACAGAGCAAUCUUCUAUGCCAAGAAGAACAAGUGCUUGCACGAGCCUCAUAUCUUGAAGGAUGCAUUCAAGAUGCACAUGAACUUACAAGAGAAUGGUACAAUGAAAUUGGACUCUUGGGAUCAGAAGUUCUAG
Meyerozyma guilliermondii ATCC 6260 is the source of this 1572-nucleotide messenger RNA. RefSeq names its product acetyl-CoA hydrolase (gene ACH1). The record is from RefSeq and is a predicted model, not a curated record. Gene Ontology annotation, molecular function: acetate CoA-transferase activity; acetyl-CoA hydrolase activity. The coding region runs from base 1 to 1572 and encodes 523 amino acids. Lineage: Eukaryota; Fungi; Ascomycota; Pichiomycetes; Serinales; Debaryomycetaceae. Gene Ontology annotation, biological process: acetate metabolic process. The transcript has a single exon. Gene Ontology annotation, cellular component: mitochondrion.